GUGCUGCAUAAAGAUGGCGGACCGCGGUGGUUACGGAACAGCAGAGCAGAGCUCCGGUCGUGUUUAGUUUCGUCCCCGCUGCUUUCUGCCGCUUCAGGUCGCACUGUUCUCGCCGGAAGGAUGGCUCACCGCUACCUGCGGCUGUCGGCCGGCUGUAGGAGCCUGUUUCGGCUGCUGCUGCCGCCCUCCGGCGCUCCGACCAGGCUGGUGAUGUCUUUGACCACGGCUGGGCAGGUAGAGAGUGGGCGGAGCCUGCUGAUUGACCUGCUGGGAGCCUACAGGAGGCUGAGCUCCAAACCUCCCAAAGGUUUUGAGAAAUAUUUUCGUGACAGUCAGAAAACUCCGAAAAACAGCGAAACCGAGGCUGCAGCCAAAGAAUCUAAACCUUCCAACGCUCAGAGAGCCUCAGAGAGGUCCUCAGGUGGAGGAGGAGGAGCAUCUGGAGGAGGAGGAGGAGGAAAGAGAGGAGGCCGUAAAGAGGAGUCUCACUGGUACAGUCGCCUGCAGAAGGGUGACGUUCCCUGGGAUGACAAGGAGUUCCGGAUGUUCUUUCUGGGCGGAGUGACGUUCUGGUUCACUGUCACCUACUACUUCUUGUUCCGGGACGGAGGCCGAGAGGUCACCUGGAAGGACUUUGUCAACAACUACCUGUCCAAAGGAGUGGUGGAUCGGUUGGAGGUGAUCAACAAGCGCUUUGUUAAAGUGGUGUUCUCUCCGGGGAAGACGCCGGUGGACGGGCAGUAUGUGUGGUUCAACAUUGGCAGCGUGGACACGUUUGAGAGGAACCUGGAGACGGCUCAGUACGAGCUCGGCAUCGAGGGAGAGAACCGGCUGCCGGUGGUUUAUUCCACCGAGAGCGACGGCACGUUCCUACUGAGCAUGCUCCCCACCGUGCUCAUCAUCGGCUUCCUGCUGUUCAUGCUGCGGCGAGGCCCGGCGGGGACGGGGCGUCCCGGCAGGGGGAUGGGCGGCCUGUUCAGUGUCAGCGAGACGACGGCGAAGAUCCUGAAAGAUGAGGUCGACGUCAAGUUCAAAGAUGUGGCGGGCUGCGAGGAGGCCAAGCUGGAGAUCAUGGAGUUCGUCAACUUCCUCAAGAACCCCAAACAGUACCAGGACCUGGGUGCCAAGAUCCCCAAGGGAGCCAUCUUGACUGGUCCUCCUGGAACCGGAAAAACUCUUCUGGCCAAAGCGACGGCCGGCGAAGCAAACGUUCCGUUUAUCACCGUCAACGGAUCAGAGUUCCUCGAGAUGUUCGUGGGUGUCGGCCCCGCCAGGGUGAGGGACCUGUUCGUCAUGGCGAGGAAGAACGCUCCCUGCAUUCUGUUUAUCGAUGAGAUCGACGCCGUGGGCAGGAAGAGGGGGCGGGGCAACUUUGGCGGUCAGAGCGAGCAGGAGAACACGCUGAACCAGCUGCUGGUGGAGAUGGACGGCUUCAACACAGCCACCAACGUGGUGGUUCUGGCUGGAACCAACAGACCCGACAUCCUGGACCCGGCGCUGAUGAGGCCAGGACGCUUUGACAGACAGAUCUACAUCGGCCCUCCUGACAUCAAAGGACGGGCGUCCAUCUUCAAAGUCCACCUGCGUCCUCUGAAGCUGCAAGCCGACAUGGACAAAGACUCUCUGGCCAAGAAAAUGGCCGCCCUCACACCUGGAUUCUCAGGUGCAGACAUUGCUAACGUUUGUAACGAGGCAGCUCUGAUCGCUGCGCGACACCUCUCAGACGCCAUCAACCAGAAACACUUCGAGCAGGCCGUCGAGAGGGUCAUCGGAGGUCUGGAGAAGAAGACUCAGGUUCUGCAGCCGGAGGAGAAGAAGACGGUGGCGUAUCACGAGGCCGGUCAUGCCGUUGCUGGAUGGUUCCUGGAGCACGCUGACCCUCUGCUGAAGGUGUCCAUCAUCCCCAGAGGGAAGGGGCUGGGAUACGCUCAGUAUCUGCCCAAGGAGCAGUACCUGUACACCAAAGAGCAGCUGCUGGACCGCAUGUGCAUGACUCUGGGGGGACGAGUCUCCGAGGAGAUCUUCUUCGGACGGAUCACCACCGGAGCUCAGGACGACCUCCGCAAGGUCACCCAGAGCGCCUACGCACAGAUUGUUCAGUUUGGCAUGAAUGCGAAGGUGGGUCAGGUCUCCUUCGACCUCCCCCGUCAGGGAGAGAUGGUUCUGGAGAAGCCGUACAGUGAAGCCACGGCUCGACUGAUUGACACAGAGGUCAGAACCCUGAUCAGCGAGGCGUACCAGAGAACCCAGCAGCUGCUGAAUGACAAGAAGGCCGAGGUGGAGAAGGUGGCGCAGCGGCUGCUGGAGAAGGAGGUUCUGGAUAAGAAUGACAUGGUGGAGCUGCUUGGAAAACGUCCAUUCGCAGAGAAGUCAACGUACGAAGAGUUUGUGGAGGGAACUGGAGGCGAGGAAGAGGACACAACGCUGCCAGAGGGUCUGAAGGACUGGAACCAGGAGAGGAAGGACAGGGAGGAGACCCAGGAGGAACAGGUGGCCCGUCAGAUCUCUGGAGGAAUGCCUUUCUAGAACCCUCUGCUGAACGCCUGGGUUCUUCAAACAUCAAACACUGACCCAUCACUCUGAAACAGCUCAAAUCUGAAGUUACAAUCACUUACAAGGUCUAGAACCUUCUACUGAAUCAACAGCAGGAGCUCUCCUCUUAGAACCUUUCAAAACCACAAACCUCCCCAUGAAGUCCUACAUGUUCUGUUGGAUUCUGAGUUCUACGGCCGAUGACCCAACCCUAACGCGUUUAGAACAUGGUGUAUCUGGAGCUCUACCAUCAACAAGUUGUAGAACCCUGAGAACCUAGAACCUUUCUGUCUCUAAUGUGCUGCACUGAACUUCCAACCUGAACGUCCAACCAUUCUGUUUUAAAACACCUCUAGAACUCAAAUGCCUCCAUGAAAUGAAAACUCGAGGCAUAUUGGUGAGUUCUAGAUUCAAAAUUUGAUUCAGAACUGUUCCCUGCUGUAGAAGCCUUUCUGCACUGCAGGGUUCUGGCCCACUGAAGAACUGCAAAACCACACGUCUCUUCUAGAACUAUAGAGCAGUUCUAGAAGGUUCCUCUCUUUUGGGACAGCAGCCUUCUGUAUCAGACAAGCGUUCCAAAUGCAUUCUAGCUCACACACGACCAGAACGUUUGCCAUUCAUAUGCUAGAACUGGAGAAGACAGAGCAGUUCUCUCUGUAGAACUCUAGAACCUCCCCUGUAUUGGAACAAUCAAAACUAUGGGUUCUCUGAGGAACCCUUCUAAAGAUUUUUUUAAAAAUGAGGUUAUGUCCUAUAAAAAAUCCACCGUUGAACCUGUAGAACCCCAACAGCGCCCUCUAGAACUCCCACAUGGGAUUCUAGCACCAUUUGCUUUUAGUUCUGCGUUGAACUCAAAAGCUGCCGUGGAACCACAGUUCAUCUUACCAUGCUUACAGAAUGUUCUCUCUGGUGUUCUGCAGCGUUCUGUUAACAUGGUUUUCCUCCUAAACCAGAACCACUUUGGACUCAUAGAACCUCUCAUCGAGCUCGACAGUAUUUCUGUGAUUUAAACAAUUUUCUGAUCUUAAAACCUUUGGGUUCAGUUUUUUUGUCAGAACGCACAGUUUUCAAGGUUUGCUGUGUUCCAUGAUCUAUAACAGAACUUUUUUCAGACCCAUGUAGUCAUAGAUAUAUGAAGACCUUUAUAUAUAAAUAUAUCUAUGGAUGUAGUUGGCAGGUUCUGGUUCUGUAUUUGGUGUUCUGCUGUCUGCUUCUGCUCCAUCAAAUCUGUUCAUUCAGUGUGAACUGGUUCUGAGCCUUUGAAGAACCCUGCCACUGAGUUCUGAACAUUUCUCUACAAGACUGGUUCUCUGCCUUGGUUCUGAGUCAAACGUACUUCAACUCGGACCUGCAGAACCAUUCAGGAACAUUGCUAUAUACGUAGAAUUCUGCAGCUGGUUCCUCAUCCCAGGCAACAAGCAGCUCGAUAACGGAGAGAUCGGGCUGAAAACCUGCAGCGUUCUCUGUAGAACCCGGCGCUUUCAGCGGAACACAAAUUGAUCUAAACUGAUUAUAAUGAGAACAUUACCACAUAUUUAUUGACAGGUACUGAUCUCACAUUUGUGACGUUCUGUUUCAUUAGUCACUGAAUGAAGUAAAUCAAAGUUUGGGAGACUUUUUGAAUCUGUCAGAACAAGAGUCUUCGUCUUCAUCAUCACGGCCGUCACCGUGGUAACCGCGCUGCUCGGUCUGUGCUGAUCAGAUAUUGAUUAGGUAUUGGUCAGUUGUUGCUAGCAUGCUGUAUAAGGUGCAGCUCAUGCCGACCUGCUGUCGCUGUAAACAUGUAAGAUGUGUAAUAAUGAGAAUAAAUAACAUGUGAAUGUGUUUUCUGUUUCACGAGUCACAUGAUUUAAUAAACUGAGUGCCACGAUGUUAA
Molecule: messenger RNA, 4408 nt
Organism: Stegastes partitus (bicolor damselfish)
Lineage: Eukaryota; Metazoa; Chordata; Actinopteri; Pomacentridae
Product: AFG3-like AAA ATPase 2
Exons: 18
Coding region: 121-2526 (801 amino acids)
Biological process (GO): mitochondrial protein processing
Cellular component (GO): membrane; m-AAA complex
Molecular function (GO): metalloendopeptidase activity; ATP binding; ATP-dependent peptidase activity
Source: RefSeq, a predicted model, not a curated record